Molecule: messenger RNA, 1693 nt
Organism: Dermacentor silvarum
Lineage: Eukaryota; Metazoa; Arthropoda; Arachnida; Ixodida; Ixodidae
Exons: 8
Coding region: 354-1664 (436 amino acids)
Biological process (GO): negative regulation of DNA-templated transcription
Molecular function (GO): DNA binding
Source: RefSeq, a predicted model, not a curated record
GACUGAGUUAGCAUACAUGCGGUUAGUACCGCAAAUGUUUAGCUUUUUUCUAUUAACACUACAGUAUCUUUCACAAGCAAUAAAAAUACGUAAAUAAAAGAUAAAUGGAUACGUUAAAUUAAAAUAGUAAAUUAUCUGAAUACUCACCAAUAUGUAUUGAUAAAACUGAAAAGUAAUGUAAUUAUGCGUUGACGGCUCGGCAAUGACUUCUGGCUUUUUCAAUCCGCUUUGUAGCCGAAGCCAUCCUGAGCCGCUGAGCAGUUGAUCGUAGCGAUUGUGGAGACAGGUGAGGCAGAGUGUUGCGGCGUGCUUCUUUUUAAAAAAAGUCUAUUUUAUAAAACCGCGGCCAUCAAAUGCCUUCUACUCCGAAGGUAGCGUAUGUUGUGUACAAGGACGGGUACCGUGCAAUAGUUGAUAUUCAUCUAGUGAAGGAUUUUCAACCACUUACUUUAGAAGAUUCUGCAAAGAACAAAGAAAUUUAUUGGAAGUGCGAUGUCGACGGAGACAUCGAAGAAGGCUACUACCGCGGUGAUGUAGUACUCCUUGGAGCCAGCGUCAGUGAUCUGAUUCACAGGAUGACUAAGAAGCGGCUCGCCGUGCCUGACAAUAUAUUCUGCAGCGCAAGCUCGGAAGACUGCAAUACUCGAAGGACCCCGAAGAAGAAGAAGCGAAAACGUGCAGCAGCAACAGGGGAAUCAAAAAAGAGGAGCAGUAGUCGGGAGAGCUCCGAUGAAGAGCUUGUGGAGAGAAGGCUACUUAGGAAGGAGCAACAACUGAAUUCUGAGCUUCGCAGAAAGGUCAGGAAGCUCCAAGAGAAACUAGAAGUGUUGGAGCAGCGAAAUGGGAAGCUGCAAGAUCUGCUGUGCAACAAACUUGAAACAUGGUUCAGCCAGCCAGCCCAUCGAAGGAGUGCAGCUGUAGAACCUUUUCUACAGGAAAAUGAAGGCACUAGCGGCAUUCAUGACGAGACUGAAAGUCACUGCCAAGAUGCCCAAUUGGCCCACGAGCGAUUGGCAGACCAGAGUGUACCACCAGGAGAGCCACAAGCAAACCUGCUUCCAAAGCCCCACGAGCCAGUGCAGAUACCGGUGCCAGCGCAGAUACCGGUGCCACAACAGCCAUUGCCGCCACAACCAAACCUGCUUGCAAAGCCCCACGAGGCACUGCCAGUGCAGAUACCGGUGCCACAACAGCCAAUGCCGCCACAACCAAACUUGCUCCCACAGCAACCAGACAUGGUUUGUGAUGCUGUGCGCGCAGAAGACACCAACCAGGAUGCAGAUGCCAUGGCCACGCUACCUCCACUGUUGGCUCUGGUAAAUAGUGAGGUGCACCUUGGCAAAGGUGUCUUUGUCAAAGAAGAGCAAUGGUCAUGGCUGUUGUCGCGACCAAAAGACUCUUUGUUUUGCAAGGAAGCCACGAAGCUCCUGUGGGGUAUCCCUAACUUGAGGAAUAGGAGCCUCACAGGAGCACCCUGUCGGCGCUUCCUAAAGCAGGAAAACCUGGCGCCACCACGGAAAGCACUGACGCCUGAAAAGCUGCAGGCUGUUGCGAAUGGUUUUGCAGCCUACGUCAGCAAGAAGGCCUCCGAGACGCCAAAAGCAGACAGAUUAAGAAAGAUGAAUCGGUUUAUUGCAGAAAUGUUGAAUGAUCUGAAUAAAUAGUGUUAAGGGGGAAACAAUUUAGACAUCGU